AUGACGACAUGGAAAACAGUGGACGAUUUUUAUGAACACUCUCAUGUGCCCACUGUGCGAAUGGAAGAUCUCAGCAAUCACAAAAGUACCACAAAACAGUCUAAAGGAGUUUCGCAUUAUUUGGCCCAUAUUCUCUUUUUCAUCGAUAGAACUAUCGGUCUACGCCAUUUAUUUCUGCUGUCUGUGUUGACAUUUUAUUCUUUGAUAGGUGGAUAUGUCAUAUACUACUUCGAGGCGAAUGGAGAAGCAGAGGGAGUUCCCGCCAGAAAAGCGGAGCUAGACGGUAGAAUAAUGGAAAUCGUCGAGCGAUAUAAAAAUGGUAAUUCGAACAUCACUCUGCAGGAGAAAGCAGCCGCUUUGAAGAAAGACUACGUUGCUAUGCUGAACUCUGACGGGCUAUUCAAGUGGUCCACUUACUACAAAACUGAUGAGCCUGAUCACUGGAAAUGGACAUUCGGAAGUAGUUUCUUCUAUGCCAUGAACGUAUACACAACUGUUGGAUACGGUUCGAUUGCUCCCGAUACCUUUGCAUCGAGAUGUUUCACCAUGCUUUACGGUGCCUUAUUCUGUCCAAUAACCUGGAUUAUCAUUCGUGAUAUCGGACAACUAGCGCUCGUCUAUCUCACCACUGUCUAUGCUCGGCUCAAAUUGAGAUUCACGAACGCUGGUGAGAAAGCCGAUCAAGUUUUCAUGGUCCCUAUAUCUAUGUGCUUAGGAAUUUGUAUACUAAUCAUGUUAUUCGGCACCUUAUGGGUGCACUCCUACGAUGCGCUGUCAGGCCCACCUGGGUCAGGAUUGGAUUGGUUCCUUUCAUUAUAUUUCACAUUCCAAACAUUCACGACAAUUGGGCUCGGCGAUGUCAUGCCCAACAAUAUUCCGUUCGACCCAAUUAUCUGCUCGGUGUUUUUCUUCAGUUUGUCAAUGCUAAAGGUGAUCAACAGAAUGAGCUAUUUGAGUAUGGAGAAUGGAGUACACGGAGCAUUUGCUGUAGCAAGUACCGAUUCCUCGACGAUCGAAGCUGAUGACAAGGCCGCCGAAGAGGCUGACAUUACCAAUCAGUUGACGAUCCACUCUAUAGCAACGUUUAUGCAGUCUAACGCCGAUGUUUACGGCGGACGGUUAGGACGCGUGAAUUUGCGGAAGUCCGAUAUUGCACCCGAAUGA
This is a messenger RNA of Ostertagia ostertagi, 1164 nucleotides long. The record is from the annotation of a GenBank genome assembly. NCBI's taxonomy places the organism in Eukaryota, Metazoa, Nematoda, Chromadorea, Rhabditida, Trichostrongylidae.